AUGGGCCUGCUUCAUCGCAACCAUCGCAAAGAUCCACCUCCACCCUAUACGGCCCGAGCUGAUGGCGCCAGCAAUCCCCACCAAGCAGCCAACCCAAACCCCCAGGCUGAUCUGCGUCCUGUUGGUGAUCCGACGACCGACGGCAGAAAACCCACCAAGUCGCCCGCACCUACGUCUCCCACCAGCCUUGCACCUCCUUAUGAUGACCCAUCGGCCCCGGGGCCCUCCCCGCCAUCUCCCUUUGGCGACGCCAGCCGUUAUGCAGGCCCGCCGCAGCCGUCGGGGGUCAUGGGCAACGUGGCGCGCCAAUUCCCGCCCUUGUUCGCCCUCUACUCCAGCGGCAGGUCGCUGAGCCGCAGCUACGUGAUAGGCGCGCACCAGAACGAGCCGCUCUACGCCGUCGAGCUCCACACGGGCCUGUCUAGCAGCCCUCCCCUGGUGCUGCACAACGGCCCUCACGCGUCGUGCCCCAUGCUGGCGAGCGUCGAGUUCCACACCUUCAGCAGCUCGGUGGACAUGACGGUCCCGCCCCUGCCCGGCAUGUCCGGCUCGCCCGAGAUCAAGCUCCAGAGCACCGGGUCGUUCCGCAGGUCGUACGUGUUCACCGUCGAGGUCGGGCUGGGUGGGCAGAUGCGCCCCGAGAUGUUUGAAUGGCGGCACUCAUACGGGGCCGCCAUCGAGGCGCUGGACGGCGACUUUGACGGCUACAAACUCGUGCGCCUGGAGCGCGGCCCUCCUCCUGGCAUGCCAGCCGGGGCGCGCUACGACCCGGGCCAGUUCGCCGCCGGCGACGGGCUCGAGGUGGUUGCCGCCUGGACCGACGCUCGCCUCAGCUGGUCCAAGCAAGGCAAAUUCGCCUUCAUCGGCACCGGACAGUCGGGGCUGCUCGGGGAGCGCUGGGCGGUGACGGCCGUCCUGUCGGCGCUCGCCAUUUGGGAGAUACAGAGGAGGCGGAAGCGAAACAAUGCGGGCUAG
Messenger RNA from Pyricularia pennisetigena, 975 nucleotides. RefSeq lists its product as uncharacterized. The record is from RefSeq and is a predicted model, not a curated record. Lineage: Eukaryota; Fungi; Ascomycota; Sordariomycetes; Magnaporthales; Pyriculariaceae. Bases 1 to 975 code for a protein of 324 amino acids. The transcript has a single exon.